Molecule: messenger RNA, 3223 nt
Organism: Megalopta genalis
Lineage: Eukaryota; Metazoa; Arthropoda; Insecta; Hymenoptera; Halictidae
Source: RefSeq, a predicted model, not a curated record
ACCCUUCCUGUGGCGAGUUUACCCUCGCGGCACGACCGAAACUCAAACUUCGGCGCGUCGCCGAACAGGAACAGUCUUCCUUCCGAUCGUCGCAAACGGGCCGAGGCAAUCCGUCGAAACGACGACGUUCGCCGGUAGAAUGCCGCGAAACACCUGACUCGAUAAAAACGUCGGUGCGACGCGAGCCGUCGCGACGAUGCAACACGUGCCGCGGCCGGGACACCUGUUCAGUUCAUCGUGAAACACCAAUUUCUUCCCGAUUCCGGGCACAUAAGCAGGGUCUUCAUGAAUGCCGAUCGGUGAAACAAGCACGCGGAUACACAGCCGGAACAAUGUACGGCAUGCUGUUGGAGAGUGUGCAGCACUUCGUGCAGCUAGAAUAUGGCGAAGAAGUGUGGCUUCAAAUCUUGGAGAAAGCUGACUGCAAGCAUAUGGUUUUCAACACACGGCAAAUAUACCCUGACGAGCUUAUGACUAAUCUGGCAGCUGCAUUGGCAGCAUUGAACGGCGACUCGGUAGACAAUGUGAUGCGAUUCUUCGGCAAAUGUUUCGUAAGAUUCUUUAGCAACUUAGGGUACGUUUGCACGAUAAAAGCGACCGGUCGUUAUUUCUGCGACUUUUUACAAAGCGUCGACAACAUCCAUAUGCAAAUGAGAUUCACGUAUCCGAAAAUGAAAAGCCCGUCGAUGUACACCACGCACGUCGACAAGGAGGGCGUAGUGUUGGUCUAUCGGAGCACUAGGCAAGGUUUCACACAUUAUUUCAUGGGUCAACUAUUUCAAAUAGCGGAAGAGCUUUACAAAACGAAAUUGAACAUUAGGGUACUAGAAAGUUCAAACAAUAUACCGGGCUCCAGGAGUGUGAUGGUUAAAUUUAGAAUCGAUUUUGACAAUCGUGAUUAUAUCGCGAAAGACAGCAGAAUGAGAACACCGCUGGGAAAAGAAUUAGCACCGGUGUCCUGCACGUUUCUGUUACGGCUUUUCCCUUUCGGAGUCGUGAUAAACAAAGACAUGCGAGUACUGGGGAGUGGUGAAAAAUUGUUGCAGGCCUGGGGUGGCAACACAUCCAUUCUGAAUAAGCACAUCACAGAAAUCUUCAAGCUGCGCAGGCCGAAAGGGAUUUCUUUUACGUGGGGCAAUGUAAUGUAUUUGCAUUCGGUGAUGUUUGAAUUAGAACUAAUUCGAUCGAUCAAUGGGAACACGUCGUCGAGCACAGACAAUAAUGCAAGUACAAGCUCGAGUUUGGACAGACGAGGCAGCCAGGGAGCCAGAAGUAUUUUGUUGAAGGGUCAGAUGAGGUACUUGGACGACAUUAAGGCGAUCAUUUUCUUGUGUAGCCCGCUAAUUAACAGUUUGGACGAGCUUCUGAACAUGGGUCUAUACUUGAACGAUUUAAAUCCCCAUGGUCUGAGUCGAGAAUUGGUUUUAGCGGGAUGGCAGCAUUGCGGAAGAUUGGAGAUGAUGUUCGAGCGAGCGGAACAAAGGUCAGCAGAAUUGGAGAACAGCUACGCGCUGCUGGACCGUUGGAAAAACAAAAGCGACGAGCUUUUGUAUUCUAUGAUCCCGCAGACUGUAGCCGACCGUUUGCGAGCUGGUGCGUGCCCUUUGAGCACCUGCGAGUCGUUCGAGUCGAUCAGCGUUCUGUUCUGCGAGCUCUGCGAUUUCGAUUACUCGACCAUCGAGGGUGCAAUGGAUAUCGUCUCGUCGAUGAACGCAGUUUUCUCGUGUUUCGACUCUUUAAUGGACCAAUUCAACGUGUACAAGGUAGAAACGGUUGGUCGAAUUUACAUGGCGGCCAGUGGCGCUCCGGAUAGGACCGAAUGUCAUGCACAGAACAUCGCGGACGUCUCGUUGCAACUGAUAAAGCAUGUACAAUCGCUAAAAUUGCCCUCCGGUCUCGAUAUACAUAUUCGAAUAGGAAUUCAUUCGGGGCCAGCUGUGGCAGGUGUUGUUGGCAUCAAAGUGCCGAGAUAUUGCUUCUUCGGGGACACUGUAAAUACUGCUUCGAGGAUGCAGUCAACUAGUCUCCCGGGGAAGGUUCACAUCUCGGCGGACACCAAAGCACUGUUAGUCGAAGAUCGCUACCGCAUUGACUCGCGCGGAGUAGUUUGUGUCAAGGUUCGUACCGCAAGAAAUCGGAUUCUCAGAUCCUUGGUCGCGGAACGCAAAGAUGCUGAAUUUAAUGUUAAACCACGCGAUUAUGUUAAAUACGUAGACUAUGAUUCGCUUGGUUUCAAUUCACCGAAGAGGCCGAACGUCUGCGACGACUGUGUGUGCGGUGUGGGAAGAAAAAUAAGGAUCGUUGGCGGAGACGUGGCAAGCGUUUACGAAUACCCAUGGAUGGUUAGCAUGAGCAACCACGGUACAUUUUACUGCGCGGGAAGUUUAAUCACUCGAAGACACGUGCUCACGGCGGCUCACUGCAUGGAGGGGUUCAACACGAAGAGCAUAAAACUGGUCCUAGCAGACAGCGACCGUCCAAAAUUGAACAAAAACGCGAUAGUCCGCCGCGUCAAAUCGGUCUCCAUCCACGAAAACUUUCACUCGUACACGUUCAACAACGAUAUCGCUAUCAUCGAAAUGGACCGGCCGGUGGAUGUGAAUGGCAUCGUGAGAACCGCGUGUCUACCAGAAGAUAAAGCUAUCGACUACACAGGAGCAACGGCUACGGUGGUCGGCUGGGGUCGAACUGGAGAGGAUCAAGCUGUAAGCAACGAAUUGCGAAAAGUCAGCCUCCCAAUUUUAUCGCAGGAAGAGUGUGAUCAGGCGGGAUAUCAGAAGGAAAGAAUCACUGAGAACAUGUUCUGCGCCGGUUAUCUGGAAGGUGAACGCGACGCCUGUUUCGGCGAUAGCGGCGGUCCCCUCCAUGUAAAAGGAACGUACGGACAUCUUGAAGUAGUCGGUAUUAUUUCAUGGGGUCGUGGUUGCGCGAAACCAAAAUUCCCAGGCAUCUACACGAAACUAACAAACUAUCUCGGAUGGAUGACGGAUCAUCUCGACGGUGAAUGCGUCUGUCCGCCGCCGCGUCAUUAAUCUGUGACGCCUGAGGAUCUUAUCAACGUAAAACACAACUGGGCACCUUAAGGAACAAACGAUCAAGCACAUUCCGAGCGUUGAACUUAUUCAUCGGUACUUAUAAUGUUCUAUGAUUAAUCAACGAAACUAGAUCGAUCAGUAUUAAGAGAUAGCGUUAAAUGUGCCCAUAAUUAUGAAAGUGGUCUAAG